Messenger RNA from Lactuca sativa (garden lettuce), 735 nucleotides. RefSeq lists its product as uncharacterized. The record is from RefSeq and is a predicted model, not a curated record. NCBI's taxonomy places the organism in Eukaryota, Viridiplantae, Streptophyta, Magnoliopsida, Asterales, Asteraceae. Gene Ontology annotation, molecular function: zinc ion binding; nucleic acid binding.
AUGUUAAGAUUUGAAUAUCUUGAUGUUACUGAUCCAAGUAUUCUCUGGAAUCUUUUGAAAGAAAGAUUUGAUCAUCAAAAGGAAGUUAUACUUCCAAAUGCUAGAGAUGAAUGGAGAACACUGAGGUUUCAAGACUUCAAGAAAGUGAAUGAAUACAACUCAGCUUUGUUCAGAAUAUGUUCACAACUCAAGUAUUGUGGACAAGAAGUUACUGAUGAAGAUAUGUUGGAGAAAACUUACUCCACAUUUCAUGCAACAAACAUUACCUUGAUGCAACAAUAUCGAAUGCAAAAGUUCACAAGAUAUUCUGAACUAAAUGCAUGCCUGCUUGUUGCAGAGCAAAACAACGAGCUCUUGAUGAAAAACCAUGAAUCUCGUCCAACAGGAUCAGUAGCACUUCCUGAAGCAAAUGCUACAAAUACUGAUGGUAAUAAUCGUGGUCGUGGCCAGAAAAGACAUAAUUACCAAUCUUCACAAAGAAGCAAUGUCCAUACAAAAGAUAAGACCAAAGUGUCAAAGCAUGAUGUUGGGACGUCACAAAAAUCAGAUGGUUCAUGUUAUAGAUGUGGUAGCUCAGGCCAUUGGUCCAGGACCUGUCGCACACCUGCACAUCUUUGUCGACUUUAUCAAGAGUUCAUUAAAGGAAAAGGAAAAGAAGCAAACCUCAUUGAUAAUGUUGAAUUCACUCCGCUAAAUGUUGCUGAUUUCUGCAAUGACAUGGAAGACAUAAACUAA